Molecule: messenger RNA, 1716 nt
Organism: Trichomonas vaginalis G3
Lineage: Eukaryota; Parabasalia; Trichomonadida; Trichomonadidae
Exons: 1
Coding region: 1-1716 (571 amino acids)
Source: RefSeq, a predicted model, not a curated record
AUGUCAGGCGCUUAUUUGAGAAAUGAUGGAUAUCAUCCAGUUGAUGGAAAUGUUUUCGAAUCUUUCAAGAAAAUGAAUGAGAUUUUCUCUGCAAAUGAUGGUCGUCGUUAUUAUCGUGAGUUAGAAAAUACUUGCUAUGAUAGUGAUGCUCCAUAUGAUCAUGAAAAACAAACACAUAUGAGAUUAUCAAAAUCUGAACAUGAUAUUAACUGUUUAGGUGAAGCUUAUUUCAAACGUCAUGUGUCAAUAGAAAUACAGUAUAGUAACGGUAAUUCUAAAGAUGAAGUGACGUUUACUAAUCAAGAAUUACCCGUAUUCGAUGACGCAGAACACGGUGGUAAAGCACAAGAAUACGCGGCUACAAAAGUCAUGAAUAUAAACAGAAUAUUUAUUGGAUUUAAGUCAAGUAAUCAAAUAUUUAGACAAUUAGAAGUUGAAACAGAUAGAGGUGAUACAGGAUACUUACAAAUGGAAAUGGUUAAAGAAGGUUUUGCAUAUGCUACAUAUAAACCAAAGUCAGAAAGAAAGACAAAGAAGUUUGUACAUUCAUUGUAUAAUAAUGUUCAGAAAAUGGAUAAUUCAGUAUGCGGAUGUUAUUUUAACCCGAAUGAUGGAAAAUGGGAUCCAGAGAAAAAAACUCGUACAAUUGAAUUUGAUAUGAUUAUACCAUUAAAUGAUUUAUUAGCAUUCCAAGCAUUUGAUGAUUAUCCAAAGAGUUUUGGUGAUAUUAUAUUGAAAUAUUAUAACACACCUCAUUCAUUGGUUUAUUGUCAAGUUGAUCCUGCAAGAGUUAGUGAUAUUCUUAAUGUUUGUUAUGAAGAAUUACAUGAUAACGAUUAUGGAUUAGCAAUGUCAACCAAAUUUGACUAUACACGUGAAUUUGAACAAAUUGGACAACCAACAAAUCGAAUUACUUCAAUCACGAAAAAAAACGCGACUGAGUUAACAGUCAAAACACAAUCUGUUAACAUUCAAGUUGUAGGUAUGAGAAUUACAGAAGAUAAAUUUAUCGUUCCGGGAUAUGGUGUUAUUGAAUCAACAGCGAGAGCAAUUCCGACAUUAUUCAAUCGUCGAGAUCCAUUUAUGAUUCCAGCACAGCAAAUUGAUGUAAGAACAUUGAACCAGGGAUGUGUUACAAAUUCCGGAAUUGUUUCCGAUUUCACAUAUGCUUUACAUAAUGUCACAGAUAUUGUUGCUGUAUUCCCAAUGCGACAAGCUCAGAGAACAGUAUUUAGGAAUCCUAUGGUUAGAAACUUACAAAUCACAAUCGAUGGAAGAAACUUCCCAGACAAUGCAAUGAGCACUGUUGGAGAUAUAUUCUUCACAAGAAUGUUGCAAGCAAGUGAUUUAGAUGGAGUUAAUGAAUGUACUGAAGAAUAUGAAGAUAGUUUAACUAGAGAUAGAUGUAAUGACAAGAAAAAGAUUAAACCAUGGAAAGAUCAAACGUCGUUUAUUUGCACAAUACCUGUUAUGAGAGAUGGUGGAAGUGUCUUCUUUGACGGUUUAGAAACAAAGAAUAACCAAGUUAGCAUCAGAUUACAAGCAAACCCAAUUCAUUCUAAUGCUGAAGCGGAUGUUUAUUGCACAAAGAAUCCUGAUCCACCUCAGAUAUGGUUUACUAGAACUACUUACUGGACUUGGAGUCCUGAAGAUGGUUUGAAAUACCAUGCUACAGGAACCCCAGCUAAAUACGCUUCACCAGCAGAUAAUGCUUAA